Messenger RNA from Adelges cooleyi (spruce gall adelgid), 481 nucleotides. RefSeq lists its product as uncharacterized. The record is from RefSeq and is a predicted model, not a curated record. NCBI's taxonomy places the organism in Eukaryota, Metazoa, Arthropoda, Insecta, Hemiptera, Adelgidae. The transcript is spliced from 3 exons. Bases 1 to 366 code for a protein of 121 amino acids.
AUGGUCGAAAAAGAUAUUAUAAGACAAAUUCUGAGUGGUUACAUUAAUCGGGAAAUCACACUAGAAAACGAGCUGAAAGAACUAACGUUGAACAGUAAGAAAACGUCCGCCGUGUUUAACGAUGACUUUUUUAGAAUUCGACGAGAUCAACUUGUAAAACAAAAGAACAGCGCUAAAAAAAGAAACGAGGCCUUUUUAAAAGAACUUGAACAGUCGUCAGCCAAACUGCGCGCCACGUUGGCGUGUGAUGAUCUCCUCGACAAAAGAUUAGACGAAGUACGCACAAAGUUCUUCAAUUACAUGAGAAACAAACCCGCCAAAGACUCGAAGCCAUCUCAAACGACCUCCGCAGACGAUUUCACAUGAAACAAAGACUAAUAUAUUUCUUUUAGAAAUGUAUGAAUGACAAUUUUAGCGAAUACUAGUUUAAGUUGAUUAAUUGUUCUAUACGGUUAUUGGGGCCAUUUUGAGUUUUCAUAAA